Molecule: messenger RNA, 3068 nt
Organism: Ceratitis capitata (Mediterranean fruit fly)
Lineage: Eukaryota; Metazoa; Arthropoda; Insecta; Diptera; Tephritidae
Gene: gzl
Product: receptor homology region, transmembrane domain- and RING domain-containing protein 2
Exons: 9
Coding region: 688-2469 (593 amino acids)
Cellular component (GO): cytoplasm; nucleoplasm
Source: RefSeq, a predicted model, not a curated record
UGAACAGUCGUUUGAGUAAGAACAAACAUAAAAUUCUUUGCCUUUUGUCGUAAGAAACAGUUGAUUUUGAGUAAAUUUUAAUAAUUCUUUUAGAGAUAAAAAGCGUCGUUGUGUUAAUAAAUUCAGUCAGAAUGACGUAAAGAAUAUUUUCAAAUAGAAAAAUUGUGUAUUUUUGCAAAAUAUUAAUUUUGAAUAUAAAUUCACGUGAAAAGUGAACGUACCCGCAACCACACAUAUAUUUAUUUUUAUCGGCUGUGUACGCAGAGAACGAAAAUAAAAUAGUUGUAUUUACGUUCUCUGCUGCGAUUACGCGAGGGUGAAGCGAUUAAAGAUAAAAGCAAACUUAUAGAGUGAAUGAUAAAACAACAAUAAAGCAACCCCGAAAAAAAUAAAGAAAGGUUCUUCCGCCACAUACGGUUCAACCUGCAGUAUCAAUGAGACAUGCAAACUGUAUUGCAGAACAGCAGCGGCUUCAACAUCAACGCUUUCUGAAACGAAUAUACGAUCCACUUUAAAUUCAAACAGUUUGGUUUGAGUAAUAAAAGUUAAAGUUGACAAAAAUAAUAAAUCGAUUAAAGGCUGUUACGGUUUCAGUAAAUUCUAUGAACUUAAAAGAACUUACAAAGACAAUAGAAAGCUAAUAGAAUACCGUAAAUUAAUUAUAUAAGCAUACCAAUUCAGCGAACGAUGGCGACACUGCGGACGCGUUCGAAAUGGAUAUUAUUGGAAUUUCUUACAGUUUUUGGACUUACACUAUUUACCCAGGAAGCGGUAGCGCACGUGCUGGUCUAUAGGAGAAUAAAUAGUUUGUUUUUCUCUUUUUCGCAGCUAAUUGAACAGUACAAUGAUCUGCCGGCGCAAUUCGGUCCACCCUUACCGGCGAACGGUAUUAAAGUGUUCGCCAUACCAGCCGCAAAAGAUGAAUAUGGCUGUGAGCGUUUGGCAGUGCCGCCACGGGAAGAGGGUUACCCGAAAAAUGCGAAAUUCGUCGUUAUAAUCAAGAGAGGCGGCGGUGCAAAUUGUACUUUUGAGAGGAAAGUGCGCAAUGGGCAGGCAUCUGGUUACGAUGCAGUCAUUGUAUACAAUAAUGAUGGCGAUGAUUUAGAGCAAAUGUCAGCCAGUAAUAGUAGUGGUAUAUAUAUACCCUCGGUUUUUGUUGGCCAUACAACAGGUUUAAAUUUAAUGACCUUCUUUACAACAGAUGUUAUAUUGGUGAUCAAUGAUGAGCUGCCAUUCAAUAUUAAUACCCAAUUAAUUUUGCCAUUUUCGAUUUUAAUUGGGCUAUGCUUCCUCAUUAUGGUGUUCUAUAUGAUUUACAAAUGUGUGCGGGAAGAGCGUCGCUUACGUCGGCAUCGUUUGCCAAAGAAUAUGCUCAAGAAACUGCCGAUCCUGAAAUACACGAAAAAUUGUGACCUCUCACAAGACACAUGCGUCAUCUGCUUGGAAGAGUUCGCUGAAGGUGACAAACUACGUGUACUGCCGUGUAAACAUCCCUAUCACAGUCACUGUAUCGAUCCGUGGUUAACAGAAAAUCGUCGCGUUUGCCCUAUUUGUAAGCGGAAGGUUUUUACGAAACGCCAGUCUCGUGCCGGCAGGACGAAUCGACAAUCUUCAUUGGAUAGUGUAACAGAUACAGAUGAUGACACAACACCGCUACUACCGGCUACAGAAUCAGAAAGGGCCAGCAACAGGCAGAAUAGCGGCACUGCUACCAGUAGCAAUAGCGCCGUUGGUACUGGUCGUAAUGUACAUAAUGUUGCACCUAAUGGUGGUCGACGUAAUGGUCGUAAUGCGACAACAACAACAAGACAUGGUACCUUUAGGCGUGCACCGACAAAUGAUGGUCAUUAUGUCACCGAUAUAGCAUCUGAUGAGGAUAAUAUAUUAUUGUCACAAAAUUCCCCUGCACGACGUGGACGACGUGUAAAUCCCUUUGAUCGCAGGCCGAAUAUACCCCCACAUGUCGUCGAGCAACUAACCACCAAUAGGCGCUCCUUCUGGCGAAUACCACUCUUCAGAUUCUUCCGCCGAAAUCAAUCUAUAAGCAUUUCAGCGCCAUCCUUUUACGAGGAGUUUCCUGAACCACCGAUUAAUGUUACCAUUGCGAUAGAUGCAAAUGCAACGUCAACUGCAUCUCCAACACGUACGGAACGUGUCAGCGCAGAUAGUAGUACGUCACAAACAAUACAAACUAAUACAGCACCGCUACCCGUCGCCCAUUGUUCGAACAAUAUCCUCAAUCCGAAUUUAGCUGGUUCUUUUAAAGAAUGCGACGAGGAUGAUUAUGAUGAUGAUGAUGAUGAGGAGUGUCCACAGCAAUCGAUAUAUGAGCCAGUCUCUGUAGUGACGCAAAAUGAAACAAUUACAAAUGGCAAUGAGGUUGGUGUGUCAAGACAACAACAAUCACAACAACAACAGCAGCAACAGCAGCCAACAACAGCACGUCCACAGCGUACGCAACGCAUAUGAGUGUGAACUCAAAAGAGAAAUGGAGAACUAGAAAUGCUAUAACCAAAUCAGACUUAGCCUGCGAAGAAGUAUGUUGGAGUGAGAAUACAAUACAGAACGUAUAUCUUUUAAAGGAAAAUAAAAUUUAGAAUUAAGUGAGAUGUGGGUAUUGAAAUCGAACACGACUGGAACGCAUCACACCUGGUGCUAUAGUUGCGCGAUAAUCCUCGGCAGAUAUUCACGUUUAGAAGUAAGAAUACACGUUAACACAUGAAAUGGACAUGCAUGGAUAGAGAUUGUGCAAGCCUGCGUGUUUAACAACUGUAAAUUACUAUAGGAUUUUAAUAAUUUUUAAUUGUUUGAUUAGAAUUUUACAAAAUGUGUAUAAAUACAUAUAUAUAAAAUGUGAUUUACUAUUGGCUUCGAUAAUUUACAUGCAUACAUGCACAUACAUUGAUUAGUAUAGGUAAAUACAAACUUUUAUCAUUUAAUAACGUAAAUGCGUGUGUAGUUAGGUAGCAGUUUGGAAACGAAUGCAAAAUGCAACGCAAAUGCACGCAAUAUCAACGAAAAAGAUCAAAAAGAAGAAAAUAAAAUUGUUGCAAAAAAAAAAAAAAAAA